UUCGCCAGUAUCAAAAUGCCGUCGUUUGAUAUCCCUGCUGAAUGGUUCGAGGACGAGCUGGACUACGACGAAGAUCCAGUAUUCCACUUCCCAGUGCCCAAUGUGGACGGAGCUGAACUCGAAUUCCAGGAUGCUCUAGACGCAGCAUUGGACGAGGUCCUCAACGAAGGGCUCGAAGUCGAGGACCAAUACGACGAUGAAGGAUCGCCACUGGAGAGCGACCAGGACAUCUUCGAAUCGCCGUACACAAGUUCAAUCGAGAUAUCAGAUUUUGAGGUCAGCUCCGACAGCUCCGAAGCCGUCGCUGAAGGUCGGGUAAAUCUGGCAGACAUAUCGGACCUAACGUUAUUGUCAUCAUCAUCACCUGAAACAUAUCAUUCAAAUAACGGAGUAUUCGAAGACAUUACCAAUAUGGAGGCAGAUCAGGAAUCCAUUGUCACCGAUGAGACGUCGAUUGACGAUGCAAAGAAACUAUUGGAAGACAUUUUUCGCGCCCAAGACGAGCUGGAAGACAGACUAGACUCUUUAGGAAAGAAGCUAGAUGAACUAAGGGAGGACAUCAAAGAAAAUAUUGCAGACUGUGAAAAAUUUAGAUCCAGCAUAUAG
This is a messenger RNA of Drosophila persimilis, 606 nucleotides long. RefSeq lists its product as uncharacterized. Lineage: Eukaryota; Metazoa; Arthropoda; Insecta; Diptera; Drosophilidae. Bases 16 to 606 code for a protein of 196 amino acids. The transcript has 2 exons. The record is from RefSeq and is a predicted model, not a curated record.